Pyrus x bretschneideri (Chinese white pear) is the source of this 2610-nucleotide messenger RNA. RefSeq names its product SWI/SNF-related matrix-associated actin-dependent regulator of chromatin subfamily A-like protein 1. Gene Ontology annotation, biological process: DNA repair; replication fork processing. Gene Ontology annotation, cellular component: nuclear replication fork. Lineage: Eukaryota; Viridiplantae; Streptophyta; Magnoliopsida; Rosales; Rosaceae. The transcript is spliced from 24 exons. Gene Ontology annotation, molecular function: ATP binding; ATP-dependent chromatin remodeler activity. The record is from RefSeq and is a predicted model, not a curated record. The coding region runs from base 108 to 2378 and encodes 756 amino acids.
UAAUAGUUUAGGGGUCAAACGGAAAGAGGUUAGCGCCCAAAUCAGGCGUGUAACGGCGGCAGGUUUUUCAUCGUUACUUUCUUCAUUUUGGCGCUUGAAAGACGUUCAUGUCGCAAAAAGGACGACAAAAAAAAAAAAAAUCCGAAACCCCAAAAAUUCAAAUACUCUCUCGGCACUCUGCAACUCUCUCAGUUUUCUGUCCAACAAUGGCGUUGGACGACGACGACUGGGAUUUGAGCGCCGAAGAAUUCGACUCUCUGGAAAGAGACGCGUUCCAGAAACUCGCUCAGCAACGCGUCAACUCCGCUUCCACGUGUUCUUCUUCUUCCUCUUCGUAUCCUUCAUAUGAUCUCCUCCAGGUGCCCCAAUCUUUUCCCAACAAUUACAACAGCAACUGUAGUUUCCAGAGUUCCCCUGCGAAACCCAUUUCGAAUUCUCUUCCGAACAAGGUAGCACCUUUGUCUGCCGGGACUAGAGUAUUACCUCCAUCAGUCCCAUGUAAAGUAAACCUUGUGGUCUUAAAAGGAGUUAUCACUUUGAAUGUCGAAAACGAAUCAGGAAUUAAAUGUCCCAUCUUGACAAUGGCCAAUGGUGAACGUCUAAAGGAGCUACCUAAGAUCACUGUUAAAUUUUUUCUUCAUGCUAGUGGAAACAUUGCCGCAAAAUUUCCUUAUGACCAGGCAGUAGUAGGUGCUGUUCGCAAGAUCCCCAAAGCCACAUGGUACGGUAAAGGAAGGUUAUGGAUGUUCCCUAUACCUUCUUUGUCUUCUGCUGAGAAAGUUCUUCAUGAGACAUCUGGUGUUAACGUUGAGGUAGAGAACUUAGAUCCCUUAGUUCACCGCGCUAUUGCUGCUACCUCUGUUGUUCCAGACCUUCGAGACCAAUAUGAUAGGAUACCUAGUUGUAUUGAAUCAAGGCUCUUGCAAUUUCAGCGAGAAGGUGUUAGGUUUAUCUUGCAGCAUGGGGGGCGUGCUCUCCUUGCAGAUGAAAUGGGAUUGGGAAAGACUUUACAGGCUAUUGCUGUUGCAUCUUGUGUUCGUGACUCUUGGCCUGUUCUUGUAAUCACACCAUCUUCCUUGCGUUUACAAUGGGCCUCUAUGAUUCAACCAUGGAUGAACAUCCCUUCAUCAGAUAUACUUGUUGUUUUGUCUCAAUGCAGUGGUUCAAACAAAAGCGGGUUUACAAUUGUAUCCUCAAACGCCAAAGGGACCAUUCAUCUUGAUGGCCUAUUUAACAUCAUCUCCUAUGAUGUAGUCCCUAAAAUUCAGAAUCUACUGAUGGCAUCUGAGUUUAAGGUUGUGAUUGCAGAUGAGUCACACUUUUUGAAAAAUGCUCAAGCAAAGAGGACAAGUGCCUCCCUUCCUGUCAUAAAGAGGGCUCAGUACGCAAUAUUGCUGAGUGGAACUCCUGCUUUGUCCCGACCGAUUGAACUAUUUAAGCAGGGAACAUUUGGAUUGUAUCAAGGUGCAUGUAACCAUGAAGAAUUGCAUAAUUUGAUGAAGGCAACAGUGAUGAUUCGCAGACUAAAAAAUGAUGUUCUUUCUGAGCUUCCUGUGAAGCGUAGGCAACAGGUCUUUUUGGAUUUGGCUGAAAAGGACAUGAAACAAAUCAAUGCUUUAUUCCGGGAGUUGGAAGUGGUAAAAGGGAAAAUUAAGGCCUGCCAAUCCAAAGAAGAGGUUGAUUCACUUAAGUUUACUGAGAAGAAUCUUAUUAAUAAGGUAUAUACUGAUUCUGCUGAGGCUAAGAUCCCAGCUGUUUUGGAUUACCUGGGAACUGUCGUUGAGGCAGGCUGCAAGUUUCUUGUAUUUGCACACCAUCAGUCCAUGAUUGAUUCGAUAUAUCAGUUUCUUCUGAAAAAGAAAGUGGGUUGCAUUCGAAUUGAUGGAAGUAUCCCUACCGUGGCGAGGCAAGCUUAUGUUACAGAAUUUCAAGAAAAAGAUUCUAUCAAGGCAGCAGUGCUCUCUAUCAAAGCUGGAGGCGUUGGGUUAACUUUGACAGCUGCAAGCACUGUUAUUUUCGCAGAACUGUCAUGGACUCCUGGCGACCUAAUUCAAGCUGAAGAUCGUGCUCAUAGAAUUGGCCAGGUGUCUUCAGUCAAUAUAUAUUACCUUCUAGCAAACGACACAGUUGAUGACAUUAUAUGGGAUGUUGUUCAGAGCAAGUUGGAAAAUCUCGGACAGAUGCUCGAUGGCCAUGAGAAUACCAUGGAAGUUGCAGCCAGCCAGCCACGAAGUAGCCCUGCAAAGCAAAAACUUGCAUUCAGCCAGCCGAGAAGCAGCCCUUCAAAGCAGAAAACAAUCGACUCUUACAUGAAGCGUUGUAACAGCAGGGAAGACCCCGAAAUCAACCCAAGUUCAAAAACCCAAAGCACUGAAUGAAGACUACCAAAUGGUGCGUUUAGAGCACAAUAUUGAAGCUAAACUAGUGAUGCGAAUGGUGAUCUUACCGUGUGAGGUUAAUGUAACCGUAUAGUUAUGUAGAUGUUGCCGGAGUUGCAUACAAGAUUGUUUCGACACGCAUGCAAUCCAUCGAGGUCCAUCGGAUCACCCCCCGCAAAUACUCUUCUAAAAAAUAGGAGCGUUUUUAUAGAAUACACCAGUGUACUCUCCA